AUGGAGACCAUUGAUAUCCAAAAUAAGUCGUUUGUUGUAAGAUGGUUGAAGGUUAAACGUGGGGAUACUAUUGCUUAUCAAAUAAAGCCUUUGAAGAAGUCAAUUUGCCUUGGUAUUUACAAGAAGUUGACGGAUACAGGGAUUCCAGCCACUCUUUCAAACCGGGGUUCUCCUUCACGACAUGUUAAUUCGGUUUCAUCCAGUCAAAAUGCAGAAAUGCCUCAAGUUCACAUAGAGUCAGAUGAUAGGAACCUUAUGGUAGAGUUUAGGAACCGGGCGUUUAGUAUGAGCAGCAGUUCGUUGGCGAAGGAUGAUGCAGAUGAGGCUAAUGCUGGGGUGUUGCCUAAUCCUGAGUUGCAAACCAGACUAGAUCAAUCUGGGUUGACUAAGGUUUCGUGGAUUGGCAAUGUUCAAGGGAACGAAAUUUACCAAGGGACUAUGACCAUUGAAGAUGAUGCUGAGGAUUUGUAUUAUGCAUUUAUUCUUGAUAAUACCAUUUCGAAGAAGGUUAAAAAAAAAGUGUUGUUCAGCGCAAGUGUGGUACAUCACUCGCAGUUGUGUGACAACGAGUCUGUAUUUUCGCAAGAUGAAGUGAUGCAGGUCGAUAACGUUUUAUCGAUUUCAAACAUGAAUAAUUCGAAUCUAAAUCCAAGCUCUCAGUCAAUUUCAGGAAAGGAGAUGUUUCGUUUGAAGCAAGGGAGAAUACUCCAAGGCUUUCUCUUGAAACGACGUAGAAAGAAAUUGCAAGGCUUUACAAAGAGAUUUUUUAAGUUAGAUCUGAAAUAUGGUACAUUGUCAUACUAUCUGAGCGAAUGGAAUUCUGUGUGCAGAGGCGAAAUAGUAAUUACAUUGUCUACGGUAAGUGCGAACAAAAAGACUAGACUGAUUGUAAUUGACUCAGGCAUGGAAAUAUGGGCUUUAAAGGCUAGAGAUUCUCUAGAAUGGGAAACAUGGGUCGAAGCACUUGAAUCAUGCUACAAAGCAAAUUCCGAUAACCAGAACAAUAGGAAAUACUCUGAAACGGAAACGCUGGAGAGUUUAGCCCAAAGUUUAUUGGCAGAAUUGCAGAUAGCUCAUUCCAAAGCUGAGGAAUGUAAAAACCAAUACGCUUUAUCACAAUCUCAACUCAUUGAUAAGGCAUAUUUAAAGCCACCAACACCGCAAACUAGAUCAACGUCCAGAAGUUCUUCUCUAUCGUCGGCUAAAGGACCUACCAUUUUAGCUAAAAAUAGUUCUGCCUUUGAUGAGCCUAACAAUAAUGGCCCUGUACGAAAGACUUCCAAAUCAACAACUUCAAACUCUAAUGCUUAUUCUUCUGUAAUACCUUUCCCAAUAAAUGAGCUGAAAGGGGAAACCGAUUUGUAUAAGAAGUUGUCUGAGUUGGAAAGCCUCCUAGCCAAUAUAUCUCUAAAAUCGCGGCUAAUAUUCACAUCCCCACUGUUCACUUCUCUGCCUGGCUGCAAACUUAUGGAUAAAAUAGCCACUACAACAAAGUCUUCGGCGGCUUCUAUCUUUUCUGAAGAGUUUUAUGAUGCAUUGGACGAUGAAAAAGCGGUUAUCAUGUUGGAUGACGAAGAGGGAAUCGAUGGCCUUGAGUUAAACAUGUCUGCUGGUUCUGAAGUUCCAAAUAUGAUCUCUAAAGACAGAAUCAUUGAUAAAAUGAAUUCAUUGCAUUCUGAAACGAUGGAGACUAUUCAGUCAUCAGGAGGAGAGUCUUCUUUAGGUCCUGUUGAUAUGUAUCCACUUCCAAUAGCUUUGAAAGUUAAACGUCGUGACGAUAUAGAAAAGCCUACUACUACUCCUCCAAGUUUGUUAUCAUUUUUACGGAAGAAUGUUGGUAAAGAUCUUAACUCUAUCUCUAUGCCAAUGUCUUCUAAUGAACCCAUCACAGUUUUACAACUGCUUGCAGAAACCUUUGAAUAUGCUGGACUUUUGAACAAAGCUGUUACAACUGAAGAUCCGGUAGCCAGGCUAGGAUUGGUGGCAUCAUUUGCUACAUCUUACUUGUCUGUCUAUAGGGAAAAGGCAAGAUCAAUGAGAAAACCGCUUAAUCCGUUACUUGGCGAAACAUAUGAAUUAGUUCGUGAAGACAUGGGUUAUAAACUCAUCAGCGAAAAAGUCUCUCACAAGCCACAAAUAUUUGCAUUCCAUGUAGAGAACAAAGAUUGGGUCUGCAGUUAUACGAUUUCACCUACUCAAAAGUUUUGGGGCAAGUCUUUGGAGUUCACCAACGAAGGAACUAUAAAUUUAGUUAUGAGACAUACAGGUGAGAAAUUCAAGUGGACGCAACCUUCCAUGAUACUAAAAAAUAUCAUCGCUGGAGAGAGGUAUCUUGAACCAACCAAUCAGUUUGAAGUUACAUCUUCGGAAGGCUAUAAAGCCGUCAUAGCGUUUAAACAUAGUGGUUUGUUUAGCAGCAGAUCUGAAGAUUUAACUAUAACCUUGUAUGACAACGACAAAAAAUUAUCUGGUAAUCUAAAGGGACAAUGGACAAAGCAACUUGUUAAUGAUGCUACAGGGGAGAUUGUUUGGGAAGUCAAUGAACUCGUGCCAGAAGCUCCAAAAAAGUUUGGCUUUACAAAAUUCACUGCAAACUUGAAUGAGAUAACAGAAUUAGAGGAGGGGAAAUUACCACCUACCGAUUCUAGAUUGAGGCCCGACUUGAGACUAUACGAAGCGGGAGAUGUUGAUACAGCUGAAGAGCUAAAACUAAAACUUGAACGAAUGCAACGUGAACGACGUACCAUGGGCCAAGAUAUAGCCCCUAAAUAUUUUAGAAAGUCUGGAACUGAGUGGUUAUCUAUUACAGGCCAUAAAAACUAUUGGGAAAAACGCAGGUACUCAGAUUGGUCUGAUGCCCCAAGAUUAUGGUAG
Molecule: messenger RNA, 2874 nt
Organism: Eremothecium cymbalariae DBVPG#7215
Lineage: Eukaryota; Fungi; Ascomycota; Saccharomycetes; Saccharomycetales; Saccharomycetaceae
Gene: OSH3
Product: oxysterol-binding protein related protein OSH3
Exons: 1
Coding region: 1-2874 (957 amino acids)
Biological process (GO): piecemeal microautophagy of the nucleus; exocytosis; maintenance of cell polarity
Cellular component (GO): intracellular membrane-bounded organelle; plasma membrane; cytosol
Molecular function (GO): sterol binding
Source: RefSeq, a predicted model, not a curated record